Messenger RNA from Ananas comosus (pineapple), 312 nucleotides. RefSeq names its product auxin-responsive protein SAUR32-like. The transcript has a single exon. Gene Ontology annotation, biological process: response to auxin. The coding region runs from base 1 to 312 and encodes 103 amino acids. Lineage: Eukaryota; Viridiplantae; Streptophyta; Magnoliopsida; Poales; Bromeliaceae. The record is from RefSeq and is a predicted model, not a curated record.
AUGCCGCGCAAGGGGCACGUGGCUGUACGGGUGGGCCCGGAGGGGGAGGAGCAAUGCCGCCUCGUCGUGCCCGUGAGGUAUCUGAGCCACCCUGCCUUCGUCUCGCUGCUCGAGGAGUCGGAGAGGGUCUACGGUUUCGAACAGCAGGGGCCGAUCGCCAUACCCUGCAGCAUCGAGCACUUUCGACACGUCCUGGGCGUCAUUGACGGCAGAACUAGUUUCAACAACAGCAGCAGCAGCCAGCGACAAGGCAGGCAGAACAGCGACAGCCACCUUCACCUCCCGCGUUUUGCUGGAUGCUUUAGAGCUUGA